AUUACCGAAACUCCCGAUAAAGGAAUUGACACUGAAAGCGAUCCCAGCUUGCCCAGCUGACUACUCAUUUAUUUGGGUGUGUUCUCGCAGAAGCUACGCGAGUGGAUACCGGCGAUUUUCUCUGCAGUUUCCGUUGCGGUGAUCUGACAGCGGCUUUAUCGUAUUGGAGUUUUAAAGACAUCAGUAAAAAUGGCGAGGAUUCCUGUCGCUUUUGCGACAACUUUCUGUAUUUUAUUAGCAGUUGUAGAGAGAACAUUGUGUUUUAAUUUUGAAACAAGACUGCCUGUCAUUAAAGAAGGACCGGGGGAAAGUUAUUUUGGAUUUUCAGUCGCUGAACAUAUUCUCACAAACACUCAACCUGCGCAGCCAUUUGCAGAGAGCUUAUUAAUAGUUGGCGCUCCCGUCUACCAAACCAAUAUCAGCGCUACCAAACCAGGGGGCGUGUUCAAAUGUCCAUUCACUUCUAGUUAUUCUGAUUGUGAGAUAUUAGAGCUUGAUACAGAAGGUAAUACUAAUGUGGACAUAAAAGACAACCAAUGGCUAGGUGUAUCUGUAGUCAGUCAAGGUCCCGGUCGACCAGUGGCAGCAUGUGCCCACAGGCAUAUAUACCGACCCCCUAGUGUAGAUGAGUACCGAGGCCUUGGAAAGUGCUACUUCAUGAAAGCAAACCUGGAAAAGGACAUAUUUGUCAAGAAUGGAUACCAACCCUGCAUCAGUCAGACACGCCCCAACAACUACGACGGCAUCCUCUACAAGUACUGCCAGGCUGGCACCGAUCUUGAUGUCACAAGGCAUUUUAGCACUGACGCUAACAGUGCUUCGGAGUAUAUCAUGGGUGUUCCUGGAUCAGACAAUUGGCUUGGUGGUAUUGCUCUUGCUAAUGUGCCAGAUUCCAUCCGGUCAAUUAAUCUCAUCACACCGCUUGAUUAUGCAAACAACAGGGUUGGAUUCAACAGUUACCUAGGGUUCUCGGUCGCAUCUGCAAAGCUCAUGAGUGGCAACGCUCAGACGUACAUCGCUGGAGCACCUAGGUCAGAAUCCAUGGGCGCCGUGCUCACGCUGAAGUCUGAAUCGGGCCAAAGCCCCAGCCCCAUAUACCGUAUCGAUGCAGAGAAGCCGUCUUCAUCGUUUGGUUAUGACGUAGCUGCGGCCGAUCUGAAUGGGGAUGGCUUUGAUGACCUCAUCAUAGGAGCACCUCAGUACUUUUACCGCGACCCAAGCAAUAUAUAUGGCGGAAAGGGAGGAUGUGUUUACAUUUACCUCAACAAGGCUCACGAUGGUACAUUUGAUAAUGUCGAACCAAUCAAACUGUAUGGACCAAUUGAUUCUCUUUUUGGACAAGUCCUUGCAAAUAUUGGAGAUAUAAACCUUGAUGGCUUUGAAGACAUUGCCAUCGGUGCACCCUAUGAGAACAACGGUCAAGGCGCGGUUUACAUCUACCUUGGUCACAGCCAGGAUGGCAUCAGACAACCGGCCGCUCAGAAGAUUACCCCCUCUGAUCUACCAAUGGGGGUCAACGGUUACCCCUACCCCAACGCAUCCUUUGGGUACUCCAUCUCGGGCGGUGUCGAUCUGGAUGGGAACGGGUUCCCAGAGAUCACCAUUGGUGCCUAUGAGGUCCAGCAGAUUGCCGUUCUUAGAGGGCGUCCUGUGAUCAACAUUGAAGCUUCACUCACCCUGAGCUUGACUGAGAUAGACCCAAAUAGCACUAACUGUGUAUACUCCAAUAGGGAUUCCAUAUGCUUUCAAGUACAGCUGUGCAUGUCCUACUAUUGCCUUGCACCAGAAUUCAAUGAUCCCAUUACCAUAAACUUCGACAUUGAGGCGGAAGGACUCAGACGCAGUAAGGUUCUCAAUUCUCGGGUGGUAUUCGAGGACAGCGGAAUUCAUUCUCUGACCAAGCAGACACUCGAUAUUACAAACGACGAUGAGGCGUGCACUCCAAACUACAAUGUCGUUCUGAAGCCCGGCUACACCGACAUCUUCCGCCCAAUCCCAAUCAACCUGACAUACUACAUACCUGAAGAAGAAGCCAUCAUGCCGCAGCCCGGUGAGCCCCUCCCCAGCAUGACCCCCUUCCCUAUUCUUCAGGAAAACACCCAAACAGUACUGAUAGAGGAGGUUCAUUUCAGCAAAGAAUGCGCCAAGGAUGAUGGAAAGUGUAUCACUGAUCUCGAUGUCAGUGCUUCAAUAGAUGUUGAAGGUACUCCACCAGUGCUAAGAGUUGGCCAGCAGCUGGAGAUCUCCAUGAGCGUUAACAUCGCCAACCGGGAAGAGGAUGCCUACGAUGCCAGGCUUGUCAUCACAUAUCCAUCCUACCUUGGAUUUAUAUCCCUCUCAUCUGAUUCACCGGCAAUCACAGCAGCUUGCAAUGCUGAGACAUUUGAAGAAGGAGCUAAUGAAACCAGUAUCAUCUGUGAGCUUGGAAAUCCGUAUUCAGCUGGUACAAUGGAUUCGUUUGUUGUUCGUUAUGAUGCUUCUAAUGUACCCCCUGAUGCUGAGGAAUUCAACAUCACCCUUGUAGCAUCCUCAAUGGUUGAUAAUACUGCUGAGGAUUCUAAUCCUGAUAACAACAUUAAACGCUUCACCAUUGAAGUCGAGAGUAUCACCGACAUCCUAAUCAGCGGUAAAGGACCAGAGCAACUUUACAUCAGCGGACAGGUGAUCGGAGAAAGUGCAAUGACCUACUUUGAAGACAUCGGAUUGGCUGUCAAUCAGGAAUGGACGAUAUUCAACGAAGGCCCUGGAGCCGUUAACACUGCGAGAGUGACGAUAGACUUCCCCUAUGAGGUAGCCAAUGGGAAGUGGCUACUCUACCUGACUGAGAUGCCAUUUGUCAAGGAUAACAAGGGAUCCUGCAACGUCACACCCGCAGUCUAUGUCAAUGAACUGGGACUGAGGCCCAAGAAUGGAGGUGUUGCUUACACUCCAGUGGGGCCAGAUUCAGGAGCAGCAGCAGUACCACAGUCUAGGAAGAGGAGACAAGCUGAAGCUGAAGCCGUCAGUUCAGGUGGAGAAACAACGGCAAGGAAGGACAUUACACUGGACUGUAAGGAAGGCAAUGCCCAGUGCUUGACCAUCUACUGUGAUCUUGACCCUCUGACCAAAGAACCUGAUAUGAAUGAGGUGGUCAUCAUCGUCCGCUCAAGAAUCUGGAACAGUACUUUCCUAGAGGAUUACAGCAAUGCUCGGGUGAAGAUCAUUACCGAGGGUUACAUUGAGAUAGAGAGCGCCCCCUAUAUUACACAGAAGAGAGAGGACAAUGACAGAUUUAGGCUUUCGCUAACAGUUACGCCGGACAUCAAGACUCUGCCGCCCUCUCAGCCUCUCCAGUGGUGGAUCAUCGCCCUUGCCGUCAUCGGUGGCCUCAUCCUUCUCAUCCUCCUUAUCAUCCUUCUAUGGAAGUGCGGAUUUUUCGCGCGACCCGGAACGAACGGAGGUGGACCAUGUGGAUUCUUCGAGCGCAAGACUGGAUACAAGUACGCAACGGUUACGCAGCAACAAGCCUCGGGCAAGGCCAAGACCGAGAAGACUGCAUACUACGACGACAUGUAUUAUUAAUGCUCAAGAAACAGUAUGUUCAUCAUGGUGUCCUUUGCAAUAUGUUCAUUCUAUCAUAAAAUCAUAUCUUGCAAAGCCUUAUGUCAAUUAGGUGCUAAAAGAGAGAGAGAGAUAUCUAUGGAUGAAUGAAGACAUUGAAUUUCGUCCUCAUGUUGUACAGAUAAAUAAAAAAGUUGGCUCUCUUAUUUAACUCCAAGAUGAGAUUUAGCUGUCUGAUACCUUUCAAUUGUCUGAUUUCUCACUCUUUAUCUUCAAUACUAGAGAUGUUUGAAAACAGAAGAUGUAAAAACAGGCUUGUAGGAUAUACAAUCGCUUUAGAUAUUACUAGAUAUGAAAUGUAACUACAGCAAAAUGAAUAAUGGAAGGUAAAGAAUGCUAUUGGACGAAUCCAUAAAAUAAUCAGCCUUUUUGUAUGUCCGACUACCAUUUUACUUCACUCUUACCCCACUUUACAAGCCAGGAUGAUAGAGCAUUACAGCUUUUCAUGUAAAAAAACAAGAGACAAUUGUUUUCGGGAAGGUUCAAAAUUAAGAGGUUUGGACAUACAUAUUUUAUGGAGUUGCCCUGUUGAAUAAUUGGGCUUGCCAGAAUGUCUGGGCUUGCCACACAUCACCUUGUUGUAAAAAGUCUAAUGAUUCUGUGAUUUCAUGAGUUAGGGCUAGCCAGUCUACAAAUAUUAGAAUAAUGAGUUCUUUAACAGUAGUAUCAGGGGAGUGUUUCAUCAACAUUUUCAUCCGACAAGUUGUCAGAUCUGACAUCUUUCUCUGAUGUUGAUUGGCUGAGAGGUACUGUUACUUUGGGACUUGUCGGAUAAAACGUCCGACAAGUCCUUUCAUGAAACGCUCCCCAGGGGAGUGUUUCAUCAACAUUUUCAUCCGACAAGUUGUCAGUUCUGACAUCUUUCUUUGAUUUUGAUUGGCUGAGAGGCACUGUUCCUAUGGUAACUGUCGGAUAAAAUGGGACUUGUCGGAUAAAACGUCCGACAAGUCCUUUCAUGAAACGCCCCCCAGGUCUUUGAUAUCAGUGGAAUGAAUGUCCAUGUAGAAUUAAAAGAUAAAACAAAUUUUACAAUUAAACUCAUACAGAUUGUGCAGAUAUUGGUCACAAACUAGCUUUAUUUAUAUUUUAACAAAGACAUUUUAAUUUGUAAUAGAAAAAGAAGAUAUUCAAAAUAAGAAUCUGCACAUGCACAAAGAGGCCGAGUACUAGAGUUAUCAUCCAGUACCUAUAUUUGUGUUUGUGUUUUCAAAUUACUGAUACUACUUUAAAAAUGUGAAUUUUAGUAUGAAUGAGAGUACAUUAUCAUAUUUCAAUCAGGUAGUUGUGGGCUGUCUUUUUCUUUGAAGACUUUGGUAUCUGUAUUUAUUUUGGCAUUUAUGUUGAUUUCUUUUCUUCUUGAUCUCAGAUAAAAACAAGGUAAUUAUUUAGAGAACAGUUGAUUCUCUGAAAAAAAAAUAUUUAAAAAAUGAAAUAAUUUUAUGGAAAUUGUAAAUAAUCUAUAGAUUGUUUUUCAAGCAUGGAUAUUGCUGUUUUUUAAUUACCUUUUAGUUUUGAUUGCUCUGACAACUCUGUAGACCUUUCAGAAAAUUGAUGUAAAUAUUUAACAAAAAAUGCUUCUGCAUCUAAAUUUAGAGCUUCAGUAUUUAUGAAAUAUUAAAUUAAAAAAACGCACAUUAAACUUUGUGGAUUUUCUUAGCCAUUUUACGCUCCCCCCUCGACAACUUCAGUACUGUCAUUAAACUAAAUCACUAUUGUAGCCUGCAUAGCUCCACACCAAAGUAUUGAGGCAGGGCCUACACGCACAAACGUUGAAGGUGGAUCCCGCUUGUCAGUUUGAAUUGUUGGAGGUCUGAAUAUGACAUCUCUUCUAAUAAAGGAAAAUGAAACCAAAUGAUGCUUUAUUUGCAGGUUCAAAACAGAAAUCUUUUUCUGCUUGUCUGUGAUUGUAAAUGUUAAGUCUCAACAAACAUAAAGUUGGUGCUAUUACUUAUGGAAAAACACAUUGCUUUUGCAUUUGUUAUUAUUUGCUGUAGAUGUGCUUCUAUUUGUAAGUGUAUGACAGUUUUGAAGGAAAAUACUAUUUGACAUAUUUUAGUGUCUGGUAUUUUCUUUUUCUGCCAUAAUUGAGGAAUAUUUGCUAGUUUAAAAUAUGCUUAAAUGUUUGUAUCUAAAAACUUCAAUGGUGGUAAAAAUCUUUUUCUUGGAAUUGGAAUGUAAUCUUGAUUUGGCCUAUACUCUUUCAGAGAUUUAGCAAUAUUCCUUUGAGUACAGAAUUGAUCAUAGCUUGCCUUUUGUAUGUAACCCUUUUUAAUCUCUCCAUCAUGUUGAUUUUCAAAAAAGUAUUGCUAUUUAAAGAUUGAUUUAUUAUGCAUGGAUUUGAUAUUUUCUCCCCUUUUGGUAAUUUGUUUUCAUCUAGUAAUUGGACUGGAGUGUUUUACAUUAUUUUUCUAUUUUCUAAAUCAAAAUUCAUAUUUCAAUAAUUAUUAUCACAUUUAAGCAUCCAUGUCGGGUCUUUUGUAUGUAUAGUGAAAUUGCACUUUCCCAAACAGAAACCAAAUAGUGUGUCCUCUGUUUUCUUGUCUUCCUUUUUAAACAAUAUCUCCCCUUUUGUGUAUUGACCAACUUUGUUUCUUGUGUGUAAUGUACCUACAGUAAAUUGAGACAUAUAUUAGUAACCACUUUUGAUAAGAUGACCCUAUUGUGAUAAAGGUAUUCUCUUUUCAGAAUACUAACCUAUAUGUCCAGUUUGAUUAAAAAAAUUAUGUACUCUUGUAUGAUAGUCUGAAAUUUUUCAAAUGUGCUUUAGGUACUGGUACUAUUUUUCAGUUAUAUCUAAGUCGUAACUGAUAAAGUACUUAUUCUAAUUACCUGUAUACAAGUUUGUAAAUUAUUGUUAUAAAUGCGCUGUACUACCCUAUAUUCAUGUACUCCUAUUUAUUUGUAAGGCUUUGUAUUGUAUAAUUGAAUUCAACUAAUCCUCUCCACUGUAUGUACCAUGGUACAAUUCCAACAGUUUAUUCUUAAGUCUGCCUGGAAUUCAUGAAUUUAUUUUAUAAUAAAUUAUAUACCCCGAUAUAACAUUUUGAUAUCCAAGUUCUCUUGAGGAUGGCGAUAUUGGGGUGUACCUGAUACCUUUUAUUUUAUAAGUAGCUUAAUUUGCAAAACUCAUGAAUUUAUUUUGUAAUAAAUCAUAUACCCCGAUAUAACAUUUUGAUAUCCAAGUUCUCUUGAGGAUGGCGAUAUUGGGGUGUACCUGAUACCUUUUAUUUUAUAAGUAGCUUAAUUUGCAAAACUCAACACGAUAUACGUUUUGGAGGUCUGCAUAGAUUGCAACCUUUCUGAUUUUGCUGGAAAGCUCCUGGAAAUUAAUCCCAACUCCUUUCCUUAUGAUCACCAUCCUUACUGAAACUGCUUCAUAGAUGACUAGAUAAAUUGAGACAGAAAAGCCCUGAAAUGCAAUAUGGAUAUUCCCCUUAUUGCCUCUGAAUAAUGGCUUUCUACCAGUAAUAAUGAUUAUAAUUCUGAUCAAAAUACAAUUUUCUCAUCCCGUCACUGGUUUAUUAAGUUUCAAUCAAGAGUGUAUAUAUUUACCAGAACCAUUAUGAACAUGUUUGAUAUGUACAGUGGGGUGGAUUAGAAUUCUGGCUUUGCACAGGAAUGUACUUGUGCCCAUUCAUAGCGCACAUGGGCAUAACUACAUUUCUUGCAUUUGCCAAUGUUUUGUAUUGAUGUGUGUAUAAUAGCUGAAUAUAUUUACUUGUAGUGUGUUGUAAAAACAUCUUUUACAGAUUUACAUUUUCAAUGUGAGAUGUAAACAGUGUAUACGAACAUGUUUGAAUCAGAAAACUAAUUUACAUCUUUUGUUCUCUGAAGUACUCACAGAGGUUAUGCAAAGUACUUUGCAAAUCCUGUACCAUGAAAUUUACAUCAUUUAAAUGAAAUUUACAGUACUUUUUUCAAGUGGUGUUAUUUUGUUAGAUUUAUAAUUUCCUUUGUAAUUUGAAGUAUGCAAAGUAAAACACUCAUCUGUACUACAGCAAAUAUAGUGCAUAAAGAAAUGCAUUUGAUGAAUUUAAUCAUACCACUAAUUACCUAUGGUUGACAAGAUACAUCUUUAUUUUCUUUCUGUAUAUGUUUUCCUUUUGCCAUUAUCAUUGAGAUAUUACUCAUAAUUCUACUUCUUUUCUUUUGAAGUGAUGAAAUUGAUAAUUUAAUGUGGUGAUUUAAAUCCAGUUGAAAUCGUUGAAGGCAAUCCAAAUGAUUUAUUUUGAUCACUCUCUUGAGGGUUUUUAAGACAUUUUAAGCCAUAAUUUCACUCUGAAAUCAUCCUAUCUGUGACUCUACCAAGUUGAGCAUUUCACUCCUGUAUCUAAUCUAAUCUAAUUGAAACCAUUGGAGAAAAUAAUCCAAAGGAUUGAUUUUGAUCACUGUUUUAAAAGAGUUAGUUUAUAAAUGUUUUGAGAAAUGAUUUGACUCUGAAAUUCAUCCUUUCUGUGACCCAACCAUGUUCAGGUUCACUCCUGUAUUUCUACAGGCAAAUAAUCUCCAUUCUCAUUUCAGUCAAAUGUUAGGCUACGUGCAACAAAGCCAUUGUCGCUUUUGAUAAUGCAUUGCGCUUAUGACCUUUGAAGCAGCUAUUAAAAUUGUCCAUUAAUUUUACACAAGAUCUUUUAUAUGUGUUUAUGGUAGACAUAUCCAUUAGUGCUUCAUUCAGAAUAAGAAAGAAAGAAUGAAACCUCAAUGAACGGCACCAGAAUAGCUUCCAUUAAACACCUUUAAACUCUUUUCAUUCACACGAACUCAAGAAAUUACCCACAAGCCUAUCUGGAACAUGCUUUUAUCAAAUUUGGUAUCUUGAUCAAUAUCUGGUGAACGAAAGAAAAAAUGGGAACAGAAUAGACAAAAAAAAAGCCUUAAGAUCCAAGGGGAAUAUGUUUACUUGGUGCUUCUUUUGUGGAAAGCAUUCGCGUGUCUAGCCACUGCAAGAAGGCCCUCAAUGCUUAUCAAAGGCAAUAAAGGCCCAUCUUCCAGGAAGCUGAUGUAUGCUUUGAGUUCUCAGAGCUAAACGAUACUCUGCGACAUUUUACCGAAGUGAAGCUGAUUUUAUAUUCUCAUCGUGUCUACCAAGUAUGUUCUUCCAACAUAUGUUUGUGUUUAGAGGACACAAUAGAUUUUAUGCCUUGUCUGAUGAUGUAAAUCAUGAUGUAAUUAUACUAAUCAUUAAGAAAAAUCAUCUUAAUCUGUUUCUUUUUCAAUGUCUCUUUUUUUGUGAAAUUGCAACCCAUCCCGUUUUUGUACUUUGCAAUAUAUAGUACUGUGUUUAAAUUAAAAUUUGUGAAAUUGCA
Molecule: messenger RNA, 8906 nt
Organism: Lytechinus pictus (painted urchin)
Lineage: Eukaryota; Metazoa; Echinodermata; Echinoidea; Temnopleuroida; Toxopneustidae
Product: integrin alpha-6-like
Exons: 27
Coding region: 190-3561 (1123 amino acids)
Biological process (GO): cell adhesion mediated by integrin; cell-matrix adhesion; cell-cell adhesion
Cellular component (GO): integrin complex; external side of plasma membrane
Molecular function (GO): integrin binding
Source: RefSeq, a predicted model, not a curated record